Molecule: messenger RNA, 2846 nt
Organism: Misgurnus anguillicaudatus (oriental weatherfish)
Lineage: Eukaryota; Metazoa; Chordata; Actinopteri; Cypriniformes; Cobitidae
Gene: jmjd6
Product: jumonji domain containing 6, arginine demethylase and lysine hydroxylase
Biological process (GO): phagocytosis
Cellular component (GO): cytoplasm; nucleus
Molecular function (GO): histone H4R3 demethylase activity; P-TEFb complex binding
Source: RefSeq, a predicted model, not a curated record
GGUUGCGCCACAAGGCAUGCAAGAAUCUUGCUACCGCCAGAUUAUCUAACUUUAGUUUAUUGUUGCAGCGUUCAUUAUAUCCACAGCCUCCCUGUCUGCACAAUAUAUUGCUUAUUUUUGUCAGUCCGAAGGUGCGUCGGAAAUAAAAGAAGUGCACACACGACUCUAAAGCCUCCAGCGAACUGACUAACGUUAGCUUCCUCACCACAGACUUCCACUAGACAUCGGUGUUAGCACGCCAGCUAAACGCAUCUAGGUACCGACGCGACACGCUGAAACGCAAAAGAAAUGAACCAUAAAAUUAAAAAACGCAUCAAAGAAGCAAAGCGGAGCGCCAGACCCGAGCUGAAAGAUUCGAGCGACUGGAUUAAACACGAUUACUGCGAGAAUUUCGAUCUGUCACACAGGACUGUGAAGGAUAAUGUCGAGCGAGUGGACGCCCAGCAUCUCAGCCCAGAGGAGUUCAUUCAGCGAUUCGAAAAGCCAUAUAAGCCCGUUGUUCUGCUCAACUGUCAGGAGUCAUGGCCUGCACGUGAAAAAUGGACGCUGGAGCGACUCAAACGCAAAUACCGCAAUCAGAAGUUCAAAUGUGGCGAGGACAACGACGGCUACUCUGUCAAAAUGAAAAUGAAGUACUAUGUAGAAUAUUUAGAGUCCACGCGUGACGACAGCCCCCUUUACAUCUUUGAUAGCAGUUACGGCGAGCACGCCAAACGACGCAAACUUCUGGAGGACUAUCAGGUGCCUGUUUUCUUUAGGGAUGACCUCUUUCAGUUUGCGGGGGAGAAACGGCGCCCUCCGUACAGGUGGUUUGUGAUGGGUCCUGCCAGAUCUGGAACAGGCAUUCACAUCGACCCGCUCGGCACGAGCGCGUGGAACGCCCUGGUGCAAGGUCACAAACGCUGGUGCCUGUUCCCAACCCACACACCCCGUGAGCUCAUCAAGGUGACACGAGAGGAUGGGGGUAACCAACAGGAUGAAGCCAUAACUUGGUUCAAUGUGAUCUAUCCACGCACACAGCAGCCCACCUGGCCAGCCGAGUUCAGACCGCUGGAGAUCCUGCAGCAUCCCGGAGACACAGUGUUUGUACCAGGUGGAUGGUGGCAUGUCGUUCUUAAUCUGGACACCACCAUUGCUGUGACCCAGAAUUUCGCAAGCACCACUAACUUUCCCAUCGUGUGGCACAAGACGGUUCGUGGACGCCCCAAACUCUCCCGAAAGUGGUACAGGAUUCUGAAACAGGAGAGGCCUGACAUGGCCGCUCUGGCAGAUAAAGUAGAUCUGCAGGAGUCAACAGGCAUCGCAUCUGACAGCUCCAGUGACUCCUCCUCCUCAUCUUCCUCCAGCUCAUCUGACUCCGAUUCAGAGGCUGCAGACUCUGGCUCGGAGGGUGACGUCAUGACCCACCGCAGAAAAAAGAGGAGAACAUGCAGCGUGAUGGGAAACGGUGACAUCACGAGCCAGGACGACUGCGUGAGCAAAGAGCGCAGUUCUUCUCGGUGACGUCAUGCUCCCUCCGUCAUCUCCUGGGACAAGAAACACCUCUCGCUCUUUAAGGAGACUCCUGUCCAUUACAUAAGAGGUUGCUGCUAAUGUCUGGGUACACAAUUACACGCUCAGCUCCCAGUUAUCUGUCCUAGUGCGCUUUUAGAGAUGAAGAACAAGAAAAUAACCAAAUAUGUGCUUGUUGCAUGGAUGAACGGACCGCCGUGUGGGAAAGUGAGAGAAACUCUUCUCGUGUUGCCUUUGCUGAUGUCAGGCUCGGGACGAUCUUGACGUCUCCUUCUGUCCUCGUGCCAUGAUCAUUAAUCCAUGUUUGAAUUUUUUCAGGGGGGUUUGCUAAGAUUCUUGUCUUUCUGUUGAGAUGUAUUCUUGACGCCUCUGGUGUGAAUCGUUGCCUUGAGCUCUUUGAAUCUAGAAAACAGAUUUUAUUUUAUUACUGAUUCUUGAGCUGUGCUUAAACAGGUCUUAUUGUUAGCGGGAAAGUUAGUACUUAAAACUGUUAAACGGCGUAUUUUUCUGCUCCCUUUUUUUCCCCCACAUGGUUAUCACUAGUCAACCAAUUUCAAAGUCGAAUGUCCUAUCUACCUAAAAGGCAUCUUCUGUUGAAUCUACUGUGAAUGCUCAGUGUUUAUAAAUUUUGAGGAAAUAUCACUGGACUAAUAAACACUACACAAAGUCCAUUAGUAAUGAAAUUGAAUGUGAACAAAUGGAUGCAGUAUUAGUAAAGCACUUCAUGCUCCUCCUAUUGUGCCCCUUUUUGAAGUUAAACACUAGGGGGAGUAAUGCUUAUGUGCACGCUGAGCCAAUAAUAUAAAGGAUAAUGGUUAAAAACCUUAAGUCAUAAAAGCGUUCAUUUUGACAUAAUGAAUACGCUGCAUAAUGGUAACCUGAUGGUUAAGCUCUACAUUAAUCAUUUUGUGGUGGAUGUGAAAAAUGUUUUAAAGGUAAUGUUUGUGACAGUGCUUAACUUUUGUAUGCUGAUCCCCUGUAUAAACACAAGAUGAUGUCUUUAAAGUGCCUAUUUUUACCUGAAGUUUCCGUUUAUCAUAUCUCUGUUUCUGUCACUGUUUGUUAUUACCAUCCUGAAUAUUAAUUAAUUAAGUUUAAGGAAAUGGGUGUAAAUGAGAGUUUAACAGUGUUGUAGAUCAGAUGAUAAUCAGACGUUGAGUGUGUUUCUAUGGGCUGGUUUUAUUUGUGUUCGUCAUGUUUUGCAUUGGCUUUGUUGACACCUCUGAUCCACCGAGAUUUGGGUGUUGGGGAAAAUAUGACACCCUGAUGUUGCUGAAAUCAAAACAAAAUGAAUUAAUAUGGUUAAUUGUUUAAUAAAACUUUCUAUGUAUUUA